Molecule: messenger RNA, 2372 nt
Organism: Acomys russatus (golden spiny mouse)
Lineage: Eukaryota; Metazoa; Chordata; Mammalia; Rodentia; Muridae
Gene: Kbtbd2
Product: kelch repeat and BTB domain containing 2
Exons: 4
Coding region: 477-2348 (623 amino acids)
Molecular function (GO): protein binding
Source: RefSeq, a predicted model, not a curated record
GUGUUUCCGGCGCGGCCUGCGUGGGGAUGCGGGGCUCGGGGCGGCGUCCUUCCGAGGCAGAGCUGUUUUGCCCCGUGCAUGUCGCGGCAGCCGACGAAGGACGACCGGGUCCCUGCUUUUUUCCUCCCCUCCUUGGCACAUCUGCAAUAACCAGGAGAGACCCAGUUCUGCAGAAAACCUACUGAACAUAAGAUGUUGGAACAAAAUCUACCUCCUGUAUUUUUCACUUUUAUUCAUGAGCUGCCCAGUUGCAAUUUUGAGCAGGAUGUCUGGAGAAUCUGUUGAAAAACUGUAGCACAGGAUGACCUAGCAAAGACUGUAAGCCUGUAACAAGAUACUGGAAGUGGCCGUCCUGGUUCUGAAUGCUGCAGAUAACAGCAAGGGGCCUCCCUCCAUUAUUUCUGAAGUAUUCAUUUGACCUUCCAUCAAGACGGACUUUUAAAAUCUGUUCUGGGAGAUACUAAUGGAAUGCAGUCAUGUCCACUCAAGAGGAAAGGCAGAUCAAUACCGAAUACGCUGUGUCCUUGUUGGAGCAGUUGAAGCUGUUUUACGAACAGCAGUUGUUUACUGACAUAGUGCUAAUUGUUGAGGGCACUGAAUUCCCGUGUCAUAAGAUGGUUCUUGCAACAUGUAGCGCCUAUUUCAGGGCCAUGUUCAUGAGUGGACUAAGUGAAAGCAAGCAGACACAUGUACACCUGAGGAAUGUGGAUGCUGCUGCCUUGCAGAUGAUAAUAACUUAUGCAUACACAGGAAACUUGGCAGUAAACGACAGCACUGUAGAGCAACUCUAUGAAACAGCUUGCUUCCUACAGGUAGAAGAUGUGUUACAGCGUUGUCGAGAAUAUUUAAUUAAAAAAAUUAAUGCAGAGAACUGUGUGCGGUUGUUGAGUUUUGCUGACCUCUUCAGUUGUGAAGAAUUGAAGCAGAGUGCUAAGAGAAUGGUGGAGCACAAGUUCACUGCCGUGUACCACCAGGAAGCCUUCAUGCAGCUGUCCCAUGAUCUGCUCAUAGACAUCCUCAGUAGUGACAACCUAAACGUGGAGAAGGAAGAAACGGUUCGGGAAGCUGCCAUGCUGUGGCUGGAGUACAACACAGAGUCACGGUCCCAGUAUCUGUCUUCAGUUCUUAGCCAGAUCAGAAUUGAUGCACUUUCAGAAGUCACACAGAGAGCGUGGUUUCAAGGCCUCCCACCCAACGAUAAGUCCGUUGUGGUUCAAGGUCUUUAUAAGUCCAUGCCCAAGUUUUUCAAACCAAGACUUGGGAUGACUAAGGAGGAGAUGAUGAUUUUCAUUGAAGCAUCAUCAGAAAAUCCUUGUAGUCUUUACUCUUCUGUCUGUUAUAGCCCCCAGGCAGAAAAAGUUUACAAGUUAUGCAGCCCACCAGCUGACUUGCAUAAGGUUGGGACAGUUGUAACCCCUGAUAAUGAUAUUUACAUAGCAGGGGGCCAAGUGCCCCUGAAAAACACAAAAACAAAUCACAGUAAAACAAGUAAACUGCAGACUGCCUUCAGAACUGUGAAUUGCUUUUACUGGUUUGAUGCACAACAAAAUACCUGGUUUCCAAAGACAUCGAUGCUUUUUGUGCGUGUGAAGCCAUCUUUGGUUUGCUGUGAAGGCUAUAUCUAUGCAAUCGGAGGAGAUAGUGUCGGAGGAGAACUUAAUCGGAGGACUGUAGAGAGAUAUGACACUGAGAAGGAUGAGUGGACAAUGGUGAGCCCCUUGCCUUGUGCUUGGCAGUGGAGUGCAGCAGUUGUGGUUCAUGACUGCAUUUAUGUGAUGACAUUAAACCUCAUGUACUGUUACUUUCCAAGAUCUGACUCGUGGGUAGAAAUGGCCAUGAGGCAGACUAGCAGAUCUUUUGCUUCAGCUGCAGCUUUUGGUGAUAAAAUUUUCUAUAUCGGAGGGUUGCAUAUUGCUACCAAUUCUGGCAUAAGACUCCCCUCUGGCACUGUAGAUGGGUCUUCAGUAACUGUGGAAAUUUAUGAUGUGAAUAAAAAUGAAUGGAAGAUGGCAGCCAACAUCCCUGCUAAAAGGUACUCUGAUCCCUGUGUUAGAGCUGUUGUGAUCUCAAAUUCUCUUUGUGUGUUUAUGCGAGAAACCCAUUUAAAUGAACGAGCUAAAUACGUCACCUACCAGUAUGAUCUGGAACUUGACCGGUGGUCUCUGCGGCAGCACAUAUCUGAACGUGUACUGUGGGACCUAGGGAGAGAUUUUCGGUGCACUGUGGGCAAACUUUAUCCAUCUUGUCUUGAAGAAUCUCCAUGGAAACCACCAACUUACCUUUUUUCACCAGAUGGAACAGAGGAGUUUGAACUGGAUGGAGAAAUGGUUGCACUUCCCCCUGUAUAGGGGAGCUGAGAGAGUGGACACACC